GUUAUUCUGCAGCUAUUUGUAGUUACCCCGUAUAUAUCGAUUUUAGAACCGUAGCAGACAUGCGUUGACGUUUUAUUAUGGAAUGCACACACAACUUUAUUUUGCCGAGUUCAGUUUUGUCACUUGAAAGAAACGACAUGUGUCAAAUAAUUAAACGAAAUAAAUCUUCCUUGGAAAGUACAUGAAAAAUAUUAGCAAAUAUGACCACCAUCAUAGAAAAUGUACAAAUUCUACAAAAUUUAACAUCUUACACUAAUGACGUAACUAGUGUUGAUUUUGCCGGUGAUUGCGUAUUAGUAACUGGAUCCGGUGACAAACGAGUUAGAGUUUGGCAAUGGCGAUCCGGCACAGGAUACAUAGAAGCAUAUUUUUCUCCAUUGCAAGGGCACAAGUAUGGAGUUACAUCUGUCAAAGUGAGUCCCCGAUCAACUAUGUUAGCUUCGGCCAGCAUAGACGGUACAACCUUGCUCUGGAACUUGAGAACGGGAUCAAAAAUUCACACUAUGGUUCAAGUGGGUGGGGAAGCUGUGAGAGUUUGUAGAUUUUCACCCGAUUCAACAUUACUUGCGACUGCUGGAGAUAAUGGACAAGUUUGUCUUUGGGAUUUGGUUCGACGCAAUUUAGUCAGAUGUUUUCAAAAACACGACGGUGCUGUACAAAGUGUGUGCUUUUCACCCGAUUCUGCUUGGUUGAUCACCACCUGUACGUUUGGCGUGUUGAAAUUAUUCUCCACCGCCGACAUCAUCGACUCGUGCCUUUCCGACAAUCAAACAAUCACCGCUCUUGCCUGGGUAGACGAUGCUCACGAUCUGGGCGUUGUUUCUUGCGAUUUUUCAACUUCUCAAAAGAUUAUAAGUAACGAUCCGCUCACGAAAUUAUAUCAACUAGUUACUUGCGGUAACGACCAUUGCGUGAAACUAUGGGAAAUAACUAUAAUACAAUCGAAAUGUGAAACUCAACCGUCCUCUGUCAAUAUAAAUCUCUGCAGAAUUAUGGAAAAACACAGCAGUGCUUUAACUUGCGUUUGCUUCAACGUGAACGGGUUGUUCAUUGCCAGCAGUAGUCUUGACAAAACGGCAGUGAUCUGGGAAACGAAUUCGGGAAAAGUAAUGACGAUAGUAUCAGGGCAUAACAGAUACGUAGCGUGCUGCGCGUUCUCGAGAGAUGGGAAUUUAUUGGCAACUGGUUCUAACGAUAAAUCCGUGAUUGUUUGGGAUCUCAAAGGGAAUUUAAGCGUUGAUUCGGAACUUGUACGACGAUUUACACCUGCCUUAUUUUUAGAUAAUCACGAACAAAGCACUGAGUAUGAACAGACUGUAAUGAAGAAUGUUGAAUCUAUUAAUGAUGUUCGAUUAAUUCAAAGAUUGGAAGAACACAAUGGUGUAGUGAAUAGUGUAGCUUUUUACGGAAAUCAUCUUAUCGCUUCUGGAUCUGGGGAUAAAUUAAUACGAAUUUGGACAAUUGAAAGCGAGGAAGAAACCGAAGAUUCCGAAAUUACAAUGAAAUUUCAAGAAAAAUCUUACAGUCCAUUAGACGGUCACAAAUAUAGCAUAAAUCACGUAGAAUUUAGUCCUUGUGGUGGUAUGCUUGCCUCUUGCUCUUUAGAUGGAACUGUUGUUAUCUGGAAUACCGAGGACGGCUGUCAAGCAAAAUCUUCUUUCGUAAAUUCGGGAUCCGGUAUUCGCGUUUGUCGAUGGUCCCCGGAUGGUACUAAAAUUGCUACUGCUGGAGACGAUGAAAGGACAACGUUAUGGAAUGUGGAUAAUAUGGAGGAACUUUGUAUUUUCAGAGGCCACUCCGAUGCAGUAAACGCGAUUGCUUUUACACCUGAUUCUUGUUAUUUAAUCACGGCUUGUAAUGAAGGCACUUGGAGAUUAUUUGAUAUUGUGGAUAACAAAAAUUGUGCGGCAUUAAUUAUUUGUGGAGAAGCUCAUGACUUGGGCGUACAAGGGUGUGACUUUAGUCCAUCAUCUGAUUUCAUAUAUAAUAGAAGAAUAAAUAUAAAUAAUGAUAAACAAUUUUAUCUACUAGCAACUGGUGGCAAUGAUUCAAUGGUUAAAUUAUGGCAAAUAACAAUUGGUAAACGAAAUGUAACUGCAACAGGAAGUAUUGGAGGCACUGGGGACGACAUACAAUAUAAGGAAAAAAAAACUUUUACUGGACAUGGUGGCAAUGUAACUUGUGUUCGAUUUUCUCCAAUUCACAGCGAAAUCUUAGGAAGCGUAGCUACCGAUAGAACUGCACGUAUAUGGAGUAUAUACUCUGGAGUGUGUUUGUACGUAUUAGAAGAGCACGAAAGUCUUGUAACUGCUUGUGCAUUUUCGGAAGAUACAUCCCUUUUUAUUACAGGUGCUCUAGAUAAAACUGUCUUAAUUUGGAAAAUACCUCAACAAUUAAUUUCACAAAAUAUAUUAAUGAAUAAUUUAAAAUAUAAUAGAAAAAAGGUUAUAGAUUGGAAGAUUGAUGAUACCUUAAAAUGGUUAGAUGAAAUAGGCUUAUCAAUGUUAAUUAAAAAUGCUUCUGCGAUUUCUUUAACGGGACGUCAAUUAUUUUCUUUAUCGGAAAAUGAAUUAAUAAAAAAACUGCAUAUAGAACAGGAUGAUGAGACAGCAGAAGCAUUUAAAACACAAUUGUAUUGGUUGAAACGUGAAGAUGAUAAUUCUAUAGAAAUUUCUAUAGACGAUACCGAAAUACCUCACGAAUUUUUAUGUCCUAUUACACAUGAAAUAAUGAAAGAACCUGUUCAAUGUUCUGAUGGAUUUACAUAUGAGAAAGCAGCUAUAAAUGAAUGGUUUUUAUGUGGAAAAUAUACUAGUCCAAUGACAAAUAAAUCUCUUCGAGAUACUUCAUUUACUCCAAACAUUAUACUCAGGAACGCGAUAUAUACUUUUCUUCAUGGAAAUCGACCACAACUUUAAAUAUUAAUAAUUAUUAAUAAUUGAUUAAUUUAAUUCAUAAUUGAAAGUAUGUCUAAUAGAAAUAUUUGUAACAAUUUCUUUUUUCUUUUCUUUUUUUCUUUUAACUAAUAUGUUACAUAUCUUUUUCUCAAUCACUUGACACUUUUCUUUAUCACAAUUUAAGAAACUUUAUCAGAAAAAUUGUAUGCACUCCCAUAUAUAUAUGUAAUGUUAUAAAAGACAAAUCAUAAAUGCGCACAAAAAUUUGUUGUACAAAUAUAAUUAAAAAAAUCGAUGAAAUCGAUAAAAUAUACUUAAAUACACUUACGUA
Apis mellifera (honey bee) is the source of this 3228-nucleotide messenger RNA. Its product is annotated as WD repeat, SAM and U-box domain-containing protein 1. Gene Ontology annotation, molecular function: protein binding; ubiquitin-protein transferase activity. The transcript is spliced from 18 exons. Gene Ontology annotation, biological process: protein ubiquitination. The coding region runs from base 201 to 2918 and encodes 905 amino acids. NCBI's taxonomy places the organism in Eukaryota, Metazoa, Arthropoda, Insecta, Hymenoptera, Apidae. The record is from RefSeq and is a predicted model, not a curated record.